Messenger RNA from Ilyonectria robusta, 2106 nucleotides. RefSeq lists its product as uncharacterized. Gene Ontology annotation, biological process: regulation of DNA-templated transcription. Gene Ontology annotation, molecular function: zinc ion binding; DNA-binding transcription factor activity, RNA polymerase II-specific. Lineage: Eukaryota; Fungi; Ascomycota; Sordariomycetes; Hypocreales; Nectriaceae. The record is from RefSeq and is a predicted model, not a curated record. The transcript is spliced from 4 exons. The coding region runs from base 1 to 2106 and encodes 701 amino acids.
AUGGCCCAUUCUCCCGCAACGGGCCAACGUGCUGGCGGCCCUGUCGCCCCACUCAGUAUCCGGGGAUUGCUCGAGCUUCAGGACGAGCUUGAUCCCGACGACGCGGCCCAGCAUGUCUCCGGGGAUCGCCAUGGCGGAGAGGGGCAGGCAAACAAGAAGCGGAAGCUCGCCAAGACGGCCGACUUCACCCGCAGGAAGAGAGCCGCCACUGCCUGCCAAUUCUGUCGUCUUCGGAAGACAAAGUGCGACAAUGUUCGGCCGUGCUGUGGCUAUUGCGAGCGACAAAAGGCGAAAUGCAUCUACGGCGAAUCAGAGUGGCUCGAGGACACUGUUGAAGAUCCCGACCAAAGCGAAGGGAUGGGGCGUCGGAUACUCAAGCACCUGGAAGAGAUCAAGGAGAUGCUGGCAACCAAUCAGUCUCGUUUGCCAACGAAUCCCUCUGUGAAUACUCCUACUGUAGUCACAGCGGCCACACCUCGAACAACGCUUCAGACUACUACAACCCCCCGGACUAUAGGCCAGAGCCCAUGGACUGAUGCUACCGACAACGGGUCCCAGACGACGUCAACAAAGGCACCCGCGUCAAAUGCAGUGAGCCGCCCGCAUGCAUUAGCUCGCUGCGAGUCACUGCUCCGAUGGCCCAUCUUCAACGGCAUCGUGUCCGAAGAGGUCGCUCGGAUUGAGUCCUUCCUGACGGACUCCGACUACAAGGCCAGGCAGCAAGACGCGAAUGCACCGACGAGGCACGCGUCACAAGAACAAACCGGCAAAGGUAUUCGCGAUGACGCGUUUGUACCGCUGUGUCGCAAAUUUCUUACUCACGUCCAUCCUCGGAAUCCCGUGCUCGACGCGGAUGAGUUGAUGCGUUUUGCGAGAGACGCUGAAGAACACGGGGUUAAAUGGGAUUCAGAGUCUUGUCUCGUGCUCCUUGCUUGUGCAUUGGCUACAUACACGAAUCCUUGGGAGCCGCCUGUUGAUCUUGCGAAUGACGCCGCGGCCACGGAAGCACAUUUACAGGACCAAGCGGACAGCAGGAUGGAGGCUGAUGUUUACUAUCUGGCUGCCAAAAAGCGACUUGGGCUUUUGGGACAUUCCAUCCAGGAUAUCCAAUGCCUAUUCCUCGCUUCCAUGUAUGACAAGUAUUGUCUUCAGCCAUUGCAGGCCUGGUUCCAUCUGCGAGAAGCAUCAGUCCGGCUCCAUGCGCAUUUGCUCGGCCAACGACAACAGCUAGGCAAGCCGGGAAGGGCAGUGUCAAGUCAACACCUGGAACAACGCGUCUAUUGGUCUACUUGGAGAGCUGAAAAUGAGCUUCUACUCGAGGCUGGACUUCCGACAAGCGGCCUGGAACACUUGUCGUACCCAGAUGCAUUUCCGUCGCCGCCUCCUGACCUUUCUUCCGACCAAUUUGGAGUCACCAGCCCCGAGUCCAUAGGUACACCCCAGGACCAGCAACGCCAACUCGACGAGAAAGGCUGGUGUUACUAUCUCGCCGAAAUCUCCCUCCGGCGCGCCAUCGACGAAACGGUGCAGGUGCUUUAUCAACGAGGCGAUUACUUUUGGCUCCAGAACCAAGAUUACUUAGUCCGUCACUAUCAUGACUUUGAACAGCAAAUCACGUUGUGGCAACAUCACCUUCCAGCCGGAGUCCAGUUCAGCGAGGACCAACCCAACGACAACGAGUUUUCCCACUUUCUCUUCGGCAGGUUUUACGAGUGGCGGGAACUCGUCCUGCGGCCUAUCGUUUACUACGUCCUCCACUCUCCCGCCGAGCGAGUCCACCCCGAGACAGUCCACCACGCCCAAAAGGGCAUCGAUCUUUGCGCAGCGUUGGUUUCGAAGUACUCUUCUCAUCUGCGCCACGGCGGCUCGUGGUUCUUUGCUAGAAAGUCGUUCCUCUGCGCAUGCCUCAUCCUUGCUGUCAUUCUGGAGCCGAACCGCGGGCUUCGACCGCCCCCGAACUGGGCCGACUUGGUCAAGAUUGCGUUGGAGACGUUGAAAAGAUGGGCGAUAGAUGCUUCGGAUAUUUGGAAAAUGUACAUUACUUUGGAUUCCAUGUACCGCGCAAUUUGUAACCAGACUGGUUGCCAGUUCUAUGGUACUACAUGA